UGUGAUGUGACAAACUAUCAAAACGUUCCAACAUUCAUUAUUUUAAUUGACAUUAACCAUAAAUAUUUGAUACUUAAUAAUAUUUUUUCAAAUUUUUACUCUCAAUAUAUUAUUUCAAUUGUAUUUCCAACAAAAUGUAUAAAAAAAAAGAAGUAAUAAAAAAAUAUUCAGUCGUUUUAAUUGCUUUAUAUGUAAUAUCUACAAUAUCAGGGAUAAAUUGCAUGGGAAAAAAUAAUAUUACUACCAGUACUACAAGUACUACCAGUACUACCAGUAAUACCAAUAUUACAAAUACUACCAGUACUACCAAUACUACAAAUACUACCAGUACUAACAAUACUACAAAUACUUCUAGUACUACUGCAAAACCAUGUGUUGAACAAUUGAAAACGUGUGUUACUAACGAUGACUGUUGUAGUGCGAACUGCCAGUCCGUAAACAGUACAUAUAGGAUCUGUUUCGAACCCAUACGUAAAGAUCCAAGUGGGAAGCCAUAUCAAACAUAUUACGAUAUGUGUUCUUUCGUGGAACCGGAAGAUAAAAAUGCGAGUGAAACAGCGUUUGUUGUAUACGGAGUGAAUGCAGCACAUUCUAUUUUGCCCGAGGGUUAUAAUUACAAUGUAACCUACAACGGGACUACGAUAACCGUUCAAAUAAAUAAUUUAACUCCAGCCGGAAAUUCAACAUUGGAAUUAUCGAAAGAAGCAGCCAAGGCCCUAAACAUUACAGGAGUUGUACCUUGUAUUAUAUCAUUAGGACCUGAAAUCGAAAGAAUGGAUUUUCUGUUCAUUGUACGCGUAGUAGCUAUAGCUAUAUCACUAUUUGCUUUAGCAAGUGGAUUAAGUGGAUCUUCUUAGAAGGUCGACUCCAAAUAAUGUAUAUUACACUAUUAUUGAAAAAUAUAUUAUUUCCAAUAUAAUGACUUCAUAUUUUCACUGGA
Sipha flava (yellow sugarcane aphid) is the source of this 940-nucleotide messenger RNA. RefSeq names its product BEACH domain-containing protein lvsB-like. NCBI's taxonomy places the organism in Eukaryota, Metazoa, Arthropoda, Insecta, Hemiptera, Aphididae. Bases 135 to 857 code for a protein of 240 amino acids. The record is from RefSeq and is a predicted model, not a curated record. The transcript is spliced from 3 exons.